Messenger RNA from Malaya genurostris, 4374 nucleotides. RefSeq lists its product as uncharacterized. The record is from RefSeq and is a predicted model, not a curated record. Gene Ontology annotation, biological process: centriole elongation; cilium assembly. Bases 168 to 4193 code for a protein of 1341 amino acids. The transcript has 5 exons. Gene Ontology annotation, cellular component: centriolar satellite; centriole. NCBI's taxonomy places the organism in Eukaryota, Metazoa, Arthropoda, Insecta, Diptera, Culicidae.
UGCGUUUAGCGCCCUCUAUCAGGUUUGUUUUACAUUUGUGGACUGAAAUCGUUUAUUAAACAAAGUAAAAGUAGGUAUUUUUCCCUGAAAAAAUCAAAUAAUAAGUAAGUUUUCCUAUGAAAAAAAUCUCGCAACGUAACUAGAAUCAUGUUAUCGUUUCGUGAAAUAUGUACUCCUGCAUUGGUUUAGCCAACAAUGGCCAACCUCGUACGAACUCAGUUCAGAGAAAAUUUUCAACCCUUCCCCCAAACGUAAAUGGCCGCCGGCGAGGAACACUAGAGAUCCGCCUUCCUACUAAAGGCAUUCGUUGGAAAAGUGCUAAAAGCUACUCAGCUGCUGAUAUUCAACUGAUCUGGUGGGGUCAACCGAAAAAACUGCCUGAUUCGGAAAGUACCCGGUUACAUUGGGAACAGGGCAAAACGCGGUCUGUUUUGCAAAUUCCUUAUGGGAUUUUGACCAGCGAGGAACUAUUUCGGAAGUAUUUGCAGGCAGCGGAACCAGUUUAUGUACGACUGGUGUCAAGCAGAACUAGCAGCUUAAUUGGAACUGCUUUAGUUCCAAUUCCGGUUAAAAUAGUAAAUUUUCGUACGGGUGAAUUUGUUCAAAUAGAAGCUACUAGCAGAGGAGAGAUUCUCAGCAAAACUGGUUUUAAGCUUGGAGAAAUUUGUUUUGAGUUUAAUUUAAAAUUUGAUAAACUUUGCCAAAAUCAGGAUAAACAAAACAAAGAGACAAUGGUGCAGAGUUUUAAAAAGGAGCUACCGAUUAUAGCACCGAAACAGGAUCUAGUUGUACAAGGCGAUUCAGUUGUAAUGCAAGUAGCAAAUUAUACACACGAGGUGAAACAAUUUCGCUCUUUGGAUCAUCAUUCACGCGACAAAGUGCUCAAUUAUUUACUUGGAAAAGCGAUGUCUGGUUCUGAAGACGACACCUUAAGUGAAAUAUGUAGCAUUUCUCCAACGGCGAGCUUGAUGGACGCAUUAAGCAAGUUUGAUACUGCACCGCAGUGCAGAAAAGGAGAGUACCUGAAAUUCGUUGAUUCCGUUCUGUUUUGUAUUGAAACGCUAAAAUUUACAAAGGCAGGGUUGAAUGAAAUUUUUCAAAAAUCAAAAACAACAUCCUCACCAUAUAUUGGUUUUAUGGUUAAGGUUGAAAUUCCUUUCCAAUCCAGUUCCAGGUCAACAAUCAAGUUCAACUCCACGUCGAUUUCCGAUGAUGGAGAAACAUUUUUUAAUGGAAAAGCAACCACCAAAAUAAAUUGGCCACAAAAAAUCGACAACUUUCAAUUUGAGUUUGUGGUCUAUUUAGCCCUAGGUCAAGUUGUUCAUCAUCGAUCAUCAAAAAAAAUUGUUCUGUUAGGUUCUGCCACUGUUAAACUAGACGAACUGUUGAACAAUCGAUUUUCUUGCUACAAACGAUGCCCCGUUAGGUUGGUCGCAGACGACAUUGCUCUUGGAAUGCUUACCGUUCGGUUAGAGCUAGGCGCCCGAGGGCUUCAUUUCGGCGCGGAUUUAGUUGAUGCCGUGAUGUUGGGAAAAGAAAAUAUUUCAAUUAGCAGCACUUCUAGUGAAUGUGACAUUUCUGAGCCGUGUUGGUCAUUUAAAUCAUCUGCAAUCAAGUGUUGUAAUAAACUUCCAAAUUGGAAUAAUUGUCGAGGCCGCCCUAUCUGUUGCACUCUAGACGAGCGCAAGUCGAAUGAAUUAACCGAGAAAACCGUUCAAAGCCAGGGUUUACCACCCCAACAGCAAAUUGGUUCGGGAUUACGCUCUCAUUCAGAGAAAACUUCAAGCAUGCCGGAUUCUAAAACCAUGGCCUCCAAAGAUGAGACGGAGGAGCUGUCGAGAAGUCUUUUACAUGGAAUACUUCAUUUUGGACAUCUAAAGGAUGCUCCGGCUCUUCAAAACGGUGGAUACUUUUUAGUAAUCCACGGUUUCUGGUCGAACGAGGAUAGUCCGGUGCUAACUACAGAACAUUGUCAGAACCAGAAUUCUUUCAAUUAUUUGAUCACUUUCCCGGUAAUACCGCAUGCAAGCUUUUUGGAGAGAACCAAGAACCAACACAUGUUGGUAGAGCUCUGGCAAAAAUCAUCGGAUGCAGCCGAAUCACUUGUGGGCGUCACACGGCUUCCGCUGCAUCAAUUUUAUAUAGCGUUUCGUGACGCUCAGUUGACGGAACACUUGGCUCGUGCCAAACUUCCAGUAAUUUCGAUCGAUGGAUGGAGCGGCAUCGGAUCACCUCUGGCAUCCGAUCCUUGCGGACAAGUUCAGGCCGUUCUAGCUAUAGGAACGGAAAAUCAGAUCGAGUACUUCAAGCUAUCCCGUGGCUUUAAGCACACUUCCGGCGAUGCACCAGUUAUUGGAAAUAUGCCGACGGUUCCAGGAAAGCAAUUGUUAAGUAAUGCUCAAGCAGGGCAAACGUCAUCAAUUCCGACGAACUCCCCUCCACCGGAAUGCAUGAUAACUCCAUCGACAGCCAUUUGCCAACAGCGUAGUCAGGACGACUACAAUCCAGUAAAUACUUCUAACACCGGCAAACAGCAAUCCGAAGUGGCUAAUAUGCUUUCGGCUUUCAUUGAAAAUCUAGCUCAACGGUUGCCGAUUUCGUCGGAACGUAGCACUGCUCCGUGUUACGAUCAAAACUUUGCCGAAACGAAAAGUGUUCCCUCGUACCACUCACAGGCAAAUCAACCGCAGCUUCGGCAGACGUCCGACCUGCUAGAAAAUCUACAACGGGCCUUGACACAGCAAACAUCAGCAACCACAGCUCCUGAUAAGCCUGCUGACUCUGGUCCACAAUGCUUCAAAAUUUCUGAUCAUGCUUCCCGGGAUAAACUGUUCAAAGUAUCCGUAGAAAUCGAACAAGCAGUCAAUUUACCGAAGAUGAAUGUUAGUAAAAAAUAUGGUAAGCGUAAUAAGAAUAGGAAUUCUGGAACAUGUACAACUUCUGGAGGAAAUCAACGAAUCGAAGUAGAACCAAGUUCGUACGUAACAUUCGAAGGAUAUAAUCUGCAACCUGGAACGGCAAAUACGGUGAAGUCUCACGAAGGAAUUGUCUAUACAACAGCUGUCGUCGAAAAUUCUUCGAAUCCAAGCUGGCAUAAAAAGCUCGAGGUAUUUUUACCGGUGGAUUUGAUGAUUAAUGACGAGAAAUGCUUUAUUUUGAAGGUUUGGCGUAAAGCAGUCAAUAACAACGACUUAGCCAAAUGUCGAAUGUUACCGGCACCAAUGGAAGAUGCGGUUGUAGGUUUCUCAUCUGUAGAUCUGAGUGUUCUGAUGAACGGAAUGCCUUGCAUUCUUGGUUGGUAUAACAUAAUGGAUUUCUCAGGUCGAUGCAACGGCCAGAUAAAGGUUAAUAUCACUCCAAUGGAGAACGUAUCGCUCUAUAAAAAUUUAAACGAAAGUAUCAAUUUCCAAAUACCACUUUCGAUCGACGUUGAAUGUGCAGGUCUCGAUGCGGGUAAUACCUCACUUAGUCGUGCCCUUAAACGUAAAUUUACUGAAUUGGAAGAAAUCACCCAACGAUUGAAAGCUCGCCUGUUCGAUGUGACCGGUAAUGAAAACGAUGAUCCAGAUGAAGAGUUCGAAAGGGAUCUAAAUACCGAAGCCAAUGAGACCGAUGAUGACGGAUGGGUAAACCCAUCGGAAGACACUAUCGAACAAAAACCUAACCGACAGUAUCCGAACGGAGCACUAACGAUGACGACAAAUACUUCCUCUUAUUCGAUGUCAUCGGAUAAGAAGGUUGCAGAGCGUAGUUUGACCGGGUGUUCGGAUCAUUCCUCGCAGCAGUCUGCUAUGGCUGCUGCUAUUGAUCAAUUGGAAAUAGAGAAGCUUCUUAAAAAGCAUGAUCUCGACACACUGAUCAAUCCGAAUAUUCUGAAAAAUCUGCUGAACCCAGCAAUUGUGUCCACCUCGGAAUCUACACCGAUGAGCAAUCCAUAUGAAAACAUCGCAGGAAGUGGUUCACCUGCAGAAACUAGUGAGGACGCCGAUAUGAGUGAAGGCUCGGCCGAAGUGGGUGGAUCAAUAGCUUCAGACAGGGUGAAAUUAAUUUCAUCAGCUUUGCAAAGAACAACUAUUUCGGAUGCUUGCGAACCGACCACUAGAACCAGUUCGAAUUCAAAUAGCGAGCGGUGCGAGCAUCAAAAUCAACGAGAAGCACCAGAGGGAGAACCGAUGAAGAUCAACGAUAAGUAAAUUUUACAAUUUAUUUUACAAAAGAAACGAUCUAUGUAAUAUUUUUACGUCAAUUGUGGUUAGCAUAUACGAACAAAACAAACUUUGACGACGGUGAAUAUGCAUCACUAUUGAGCUAGAAUAAUCGAAAGUAUUUGCUGGUAUCAUUAUGCCUAUAAUAAUAAAAAACACUGCAAACUGA